GCCUAUUGACCCCUGUUGCGCUGAACCAAAGAAGACCGCUCGGCGCCGAGCCGCUUCUUCACCAUGGGCAGCGGUGCCAGCAAGAAGGCCUCGAAGGAAGCUGCGCGCGGGGCGGCACCCCGCAGUACGAAAGGCUCGACCUCAAGCCGAUCCUCUGCGUCUUCGGCUCGGUCCUCUACCGGGACCGUGCGAUCACUGCAAAGGAAGAAGAGCAACAAGGAGAAGGCAGGAACCCGGACCGAGAAACCGGCCGCGGCGCCCGUGGUGCCCGUGGUGCCGAGCGAGCCGGAGAAACUGGGCACCAGGGCCUCGCUGCCGUUGGAGAUGAUUCAGGAGGAGUUGGACCUUGAAGAUCCAUACUUCGAGCAAGAGGUGUUUACGAACAGCCAGCCCGACUUCCCCAGCACGCCCUCCACUUCGGUGGUUCCUUUGGAAGCUGCAGGCCAUCCCUUUUGCCCAGACCAUGACACGCCGUGAGCCUCGUGAGGAGGACCUGACCCUGUGACACUGAGUUGAGGGCCAUGCUUGACAAUGACAGGGUUUGUGUUGCUAUCGUUGGUUAGAGCGC
Molecule: messenger RNA, 568 nt
Organism: Durusdinium trenchii
Lineage: Eukaryota; Dinophyceae; Suessiales; Symbiodiniaceae
Source: the annotation of a GenBank genome assembly